UACCUAGCAUGUUAGAUUAACCCUUAGCACAUGUGAGAGCGUAAAGAAGCUUUGCUAAACUGUAGAAUUUAUCAGCGUUGUUUUAUUAGUUUUCUUUAUUCCGACGAACAUUUAGAACAUGAAGAAGAAGCAGGCAGUAACAGAAGAACCAACAGAGAUGCAUUCCUUUGACUUGUCCCAUGAAGAUGAUGAAGAUGAUGAUGGUGAUGAUGAUGAAGGGGAACAACUUGCUGCUCCUAUUAAGCCCAAAAGGGUCCGAAGUAAUGAAGAGGAGGAAGAAGUGGUCUACCAUCCAGUGAAACUGUCCAGGAAUGAUUUAUAUAGACCUCCAACAGCUGAGGAGCUAAAUCACCUGAAAGAGGCUGAAAGCCUGUUUCAUUGCAGCCUUCUUAAGAUGCAGAUGGAGGAGCUGCUGAAGGAGGUUACCCUGAGUGAACGCAGGAAACAACAAAUCGAUUCCUUUGUUAAGACGGUCACAAGGCUGCUUGAGACGGUCCCAGUAUCACCAGAGGUUGAGGUGAGUGACUUGUCAUGGCUGUCCGGUGCAGUUAAGGUUCCUUUUCUUCUGGUGCCCAAAACAACAAAGGGCAAAUUCCACAUGGCACCUCCUGCUUCCAUUGAUCUGAUUGGGAGCUACCCACUGGGAACCUGCAUUAAGCCUAACAUUAAGGUGGACCUCGCCGUCACAAUCCCAGCUGAUGUUCUCCGUCCAAAAGAUGUUUUAAACCAGAAAUAUCCAAGGAAAAGAGCCCUCUAUCUUGCAGGACUUGCCCAACACCUGAAGUCCUCCUCUGACAUUGGGACAAUGCGCUAUUCUUGUCUCCAUGGUAAUAGACUCCAUCCAGUCCUGCUGCUGACUCCCUCAGGCAAAGACUCUUCGUGUUUCACUGUAUGUGUUCAUGUCUGCCCGCCUCCUGGGUUCUUCAAGCCCAGUCGGUUCCACCCCCAGAGGAAUAACAUCAGGUCAGAGUGGUAUACUGGACUGCAGGCUUCCCAUGCUGAGGGUAGCGGACCUCCAACUCCACACUACAACACCUCUGUUUUGGCAGAUUUAUUGCCCAGGGCUCAUUUCCAGUUUCUUUCUGCCAUCAAAUCCCAGUGCUCAGCUUUCUGUGAUGGUGUAGCUUUGCUCAAAGUCUGGCUUCAUCAAAGAGAGCUGGACCAGGGCACUGGUUGUUUUAAUGGAUUUCUCGCUUCAAUGCUCAUGGCGUAUCUGUUGAUCAAUCAUCGGAUCAGUAACUCCAUGACGGCCUAUCAGCUGCUUCGAAACAGCUUGAAUUUCCUAGCAACUACAGACCUGACUGUAAGCGGGAUAAGCCUAGCAAGGGAUCCUGAUUCCACAGCUCCGUCUCUUGCAGAGUUCCACAGUGCGUUCCAGGUUGUCUUUGUUGACCCCUCAGGACAUCUUAACAUGUGUGCUGGCAUGACUGCUUGUACCUACAAACAGCUGCAGCAUGAGGCCGUCGUUUCUAUGAAGUUCUGGGACGACCCGACGGUGGACGGCUUCCACUGCCUCCUCAUGACCCCCAAACCGAUGAUCAGGACAAGCGACCAUGUUUUCCAGUUAUGUGACUUGGUGAAGCUCCAAGCUUGCUGUAAGAAACAGAACCUUCUCCAUGAGUUGAUGGACCGCAGUGGAAAUUAUGUCGAGACUGCGCUUCCGUUUGUCCUCUCGCUGCUCCAGAAAGGUCUUGGCCAGAGGAUUCACCUCCUCAUCCACUCCCUCUCUCCUGACCCAGAGUGGUCUGUGGAGAGCGAAGCCCCGAAGUACAAGGCUCAGCCUCCCCUUUCCUUCGGUUUGCUUCUAAAUCCAGAGUUGGCAGCUUCCGUCUUGGAAAGAGGUCCACCAGCAGACAAUCCCAAGGCAGCAGAGUUCCGUCAGCUUUGGGGCUCUCGCUCCGAGCUGCGUCGCUUCCAGGAUGGUGCCAUCACCGAGGCGGUGCUUUGGGAUGGAAAGAGCACGUACCAAAAGAGGCUGGUCCCCAAACAGAUCAUCACACACCUGCUACAGCUACAUGCAGAUAUCCCAGAGUCCUGUGUGCGUUUUGUCGGAGCCAUGAUAGAUGAUAUCAUCGCAAAAGGAAAUGAGGUGCCAAGUACUGGAGAGGAGGAGAGCUUAGUCGUGGUGCAGUCCUACGAUGAUCUAAGCAGGAAACUGUGGAACCUGGAGGGUCUGCCUCUUUCCAUUACUGCAGUGCAAGGAGCCCACCCUGCCCUUAGAUACACACAGGUGUUUCCUCCAGAGCCAGUGAAGCUGGACUAUUCCUUCUUUGACCGAGAAAAGACUUGCAGGUCUUUGAUUCCAAAGGAAGACAAACCCUGUCCACAUUAUAUCACUCCUAUAACAGUGAUUUGUCACAUGGAGGGAAGUGGCAAGUGGCCUCAUGACCGAACUGCAAUCCGCCACAUCCGAGCUGCCUUCCACAUCAGCCUGGCAGAGUUGCUCAAGAAGAACUACAACUAUACUUGCAGGCCCUGCCCCACUCACUUAGACGUUUGGAAGGAUGGUUUGGUGUUUCGGAUCCAGGUGGCCUACCAUCGAGAGCCUCAGGUGCUGAGGGAGAGCGUGACUGCUGAUGGUCUGCUGGUUGUAAGAGACAAUGAGGAGGCUCAGGCUCUGGAGAUGGCCACUAUUCACAAGCCUCUCUUAACAAGCACAUUGCACGGUCUCCAGCAGCAGCACCCAUGUUUCGGAGCAGUGUGUCGCCUGGCUAAGCGCUGGCUCGCUGCUCAGCUCUUCAGUGAAGCCGUUUCAGAAGAUGCAGCCGAUCUGUUGGUGGCGUCGCUUUUUCUGCAGCCUGCUCCCUUUACUCCUCCGAGCUCUCCCCAGGUGGGCUUCCUCCGAUUCCUUCGUUUGCUCUCUGCCUUUGAUUGGAGGAACAACCCGCUGGUGGUCAACCUCAACAACCAGCUCACAGCUGCAGAGUACACAGAGAUCAAGAAUGACUUCAUGGCCUCUAGAGAGUCUCUGCCUGUCAUGUUCAUAGCAACACCUAAAGACAAAAAGCUGUCUAUGUGGACCAGACGGGCACCCAGUGUGCAGAUGCUUCAGCGCGUGAUGAUGGUGGCGGCUGAGAGCCUUAAGGUACUGGAACAGCAGCUGAUGGACGGCAGCCAGAUCCAAGAUGUCAGGGUUAUUAUGCGCCCUCCACUUGAUGCAUAUGAUGUUUUGAUUCACCUGAAUCGGAAGCAGGUUCCUCUGCUCAGACAUGCUGUGGACCCUCCAGCUGUGUCUUUUAGCAGAGGAGUAUUAGCUGACGCUGCAGCUCAGCUCGGAGGAGCCCUGCCUGUUAUCGACUACAACCCUGUGUCUCUCUACCUGACAGAGCUUAGAGAGGCAUUUGGAGACCUAGCCCUGUUCUUCUGUGAUCCAUAUGGUGGAACGGUGAUUUCAGUCUUAUGGAAACCUAAAGCCUUUGAACCUGUGCCUUUUAAAACGUCUCAGGUGGCUGCUCGAAGCGUGAAGGUGACAGGUGAGGAGGUGAAAACCGUUCCCAAUGUUGAAGCAAUCCUGGAGGACUUCCGUGUGAUUGGAAAGGGUUUGGUGAAAUCGGUGGAAGCAAGAACUGAAAAAUGGAUUUUUUAGACUGAAAACACCUCAUUUUUUUAUUCCAUCAAAUAUUCUAUUAACAUGACAUUUUAUUUGAAUGCUUAAAAUUGACUAAGAUAAAGAAAAGGACCAACAACACUUUAAUCCUCUUAAACAGCCAAUAUUGUAAUUGUAUUGUUUAAAAAGAUAAACUCAAUAUUUGUUCUUGAUGGUCUGUUUUGUGUUAAUAAAUGCAUUUCA
Cyprinodon variegatus (sheepshead minnow) is the source of this 3790-nucleotide messenger RNA. RefSeq names its product nucleolar protein 6 (gene nol6). Gene Ontology annotation, cellular component: small-subunit processome; UTP-C complex; CURI complex. The coding region runs from base 119 to 3586 and encodes 1155 amino acids. The record is from RefSeq and is a predicted model, not a curated record. The transcript has 26 exons. Gene Ontology annotation, biological process: rRNA processing; tRNA export from nucleus. NCBI's taxonomy places the organism in Eukaryota, Metazoa, Chordata, Actinopteri, Cyprinodontiformes, Cyprinodontidae.